Phoenix dactylifera (date palm) is the source of this 3029-nucleotide messenger RNA. RefSeq lists its product as uncharacterized. The record is from RefSeq and is a predicted model, not a curated record. Lineage: Eukaryota; Viridiplantae; Streptophyta; Magnoliopsida; Arecales; Arecaceae.
UCUCUCUCUCUCUCUCUCUCUCUCUCUCUCUUCUGCCUCUUUUCCAUGUGAGUAUCCCACCUAUGUCGUUUCAGUACGCUCGUCUAUUUCUUAUAUUUGAUGAUGUGGGUGCGUUUUUAUAUAAAAGAUUCGAUUUUGACAUCGAUUUUGACAUCUGUUUAUCACGUGGGAGUUUUUUUCACCAAAAGUUUUGAUUUUGAUCGGUUUUCUGAGGUGAGGGGGCUUGUAGAUUGUUUUUCUGGAUGGCAUUCAUCCUUUGGUUCUGUAGUUCUCCUCGGUUUGUUGAGUGAGACUAGCUUUCUUAUGCGGAAGAAAGCUAAUUAUUUGGUCUAAUGUUCGAAUUUUUUCCCCUAAUUUUUUGAAUGGUUUGUUGGCCUGGCAUUUAUUGAGAUUAGAUCCAAACGCUUCACCCAUUGCGUCAAUGUUCAUAGAUAGAAUCAUAGAAGUAAUUGAGAAGAUCUUAGGAUGAGGCUGCUUGCUUUUAUACUUCAAUCUCGUUUGUUGGUAAAUGUAUCAAAUUCUUUUGUUAAUGGUGAUGAUUUUCUGUAAACAAAUGUUUCAUUCAUUAUUCUUGAACUUUGAUAAAAAAAAAAAACAUGGUAUAAAGGAGGAUAAAACUGUUAUUAUUGGUUAUGACAUGAAAUUGCUUGUGUCUUUAUCUCUUUAUUUAAUUAUUGUGUGUGGUAUUUGAUUGCGAGUGGUUGAUUUAGGUUGGCCUUCAGCAUGUUUGUUAGAGUAAUAGAAGUUUGUUUUCUUAAGUGAAUUUAGUUUGACCUGAGUCAGUACUUCACAUCUUAUUUCCUAGAAGAGAAUUGACUUAAUUUUCUCUAUUCUCUUUUUUUUUUGGCUGGAAGCGUUAAUCUUAAUGUUCUACUUCUUGCCAGGAUAUUAUUAAAGAAGAAACUAUAGAAAAAAGGAUAUGGCAUUUGGGGCGAAGGAAAACAUUUUAUAUAUCAGAAGACCUAAUUACAGAUUGUUUUGCAAUCAUCUGUUCAUUAUCAGUUUUUUCAUCGUUAUACUUUACAAAUUUUUUCCUACUCUAUUUGCUCUUCUUGUCACUUCCUCUCCCAUCACUAUCUGCACUGCCCUUCUUCUUGGAAUCAUUCUCACUUGUGGUGAUAAAAAAACCCCUAAAAUUGAUGAGGAUAGGAAGACUCAGAUAUUUUCUUCUCAUAAGACUAGGGUUUUUCCCAAUGUGGAAAGUAGAAGAAAGGUUAAAAAAAUGACAGUCAGAGAAGCAGUUUCUCAUGAUGAAAGGGCUACUGAUAAUAACAAGGCAAAGGCACAAAAUGAUAGAUAUGGCUCGUAUGAAAAUUGUAUGGCUGCAAACUCUUCAGUCAAGCAAGACAAGAGAGGGGCUUAUCGUGAUAAGAAGGUGACUGAAGAGAGGAAAAUUCAUGAUUGCGGGUUUGCUAAGAAGAAAGAGGUUUCUGCAGAGGGGCUAGCUAAAGGUGUAUUGAAAACAAGAGAGGAUAUUGGUAGUCUAACCACCUCGGACCAAAAGAAUUCUGAGGGUCUUAAGUUGGAAGGUGAGAAGUCCACUUUGAACACUCGCCGUCAUUCUACUUUGCGUGAAGCUUGGGAUCAUCUUGACCGCUAUGAUGCUUCUUCAAGUUCUGAAUCCGAUCAGGCAGAGUGUUCAUCGCCAGAUGCUGCUUCUAUGGCUGACAUCAUGCCAAUGCUAGAUGAGCUUCACCUGCUUUUAGACUCUGAACCUCCUCAACCUGCUCUUGUAUCCAAAGAAAACUCAGAUGUUGCUUCCAUACAGUCCUCAGAUGUUGGUAGUGUGGAGGAAGAAGCCGAAAACGUGGAGGAUGAAGAUGAUGAAGAAGUGCAGGAUGAGAAAGAUGACAAGACCAAAUCUGUGGUAUCUUGGACAGCAGAUGAUCAGAAGAAUCUUGUGGAGCUUGGAAAAUCUGAGAUGGAAAGGAAUCAGAGGUUGGAGAGCUUAAUUGCAAGACGAAGAGCAAGAAAAUUUCUAGAGAAAAAUUUAAUAUGCUUGGAUAAUAACGACUCACUGCCAAGCAUAGAAGAUCUAUCGCGCUUUCAAAUAGAGAUUCCAUCUGUUUUUCCACCAAGACGAAACCCUUUUGAUCUUCCCCAUGAUUUAGAUGAAAUUCCUCUUUCAGCUCCUCCUAGACUGGUGCCAGGACGAAACCCUUUUGAUCUUCCUCUUGACCAAGCAUAUGAAAGUAAUAGCCCUCCAAUGGAGAACUUGAGCCAUCAAGAGGUUGUCACAGAUCCGCAAAGGGAUAUGUUAUUAAGAAGGCAUGACAGCUUCACUUCAGGAGCAUCAUUUCUUGGGGAUCUUAGAGAAGAGAGGCGUGCCUCUAGGUUGAAGCCCUUUUUUGUUGCAGAGAAGAAGGAUGAAGAGGAGACAGAUUUCAAUGUCCCAAGACAAUCAAGUGAAGGGAGUGAUUCAACAGUGAUCUCUCCAAAAUCUUAUACAAUUCAAGAUCCUCUUGCUAACCAUGACACCAGUCCUGCUGAGCGAGGAAGUCAAUCCUCUGAGGGUGUUGAUGAGGUGGAUGUCAAACAAGUAGAAAGCAAGAAAGCAAAACAAGCUGUUGAUAGUCAUAUUACAUAUCCCGUCUAUGAUUCCAGUUCAUCAGCAACUGAGAAAACCAACUGAUUUUUUAGCACUUGAUGAAGUUUCCUUUAAUACAUGUACCAGGCUUAAUAUCUCAGAAGUGGGUUCACCUCCAAGGACAGCUGAGAGGAAUGUUCUUGGGGAGAGGAAGCGCAAGAGGGGAUCUGGCAUCUGCUGAAGUUUGGGCUGCAUUGAGUUUAGCUUCCAUAGAGGAAAAUAAUUCAGGACCAGUGGAGGAAUUCUGAGAUCAGAUAGCAUGAUUCUAGGUCAUCCAGUUGUACCAAUAUUACUAGAGGCAGCUGCAUGUACUUCAUAUCUUGUUAGAUGUUCAUCCGAAGAUUUGUUGACAGAAUGUAACUAUGGCUGAUUCAGAUUAAUUUCUUUUGUAUAAUCAGAUUUUGAUACUUCAAUUUUGUAAUUAAGAAGUCUUCCUUCGUUA